AUUUUGUCGCAAAAACAUUCACUAUUAUUGUUGUUGAAUUGAAAUAAUGGAAGAAUCUAUCAAAUCUAGUUUUAAAGAGUUAGAUCAGUGGAUUGUUCUCUUAAUGCAAUGUAAACCCUUAACUGAAAAUCAAGUCAAAAUAUUAUGUGAAAAGGCAAAAGAAAUUUUAUCAAAAGAAUCAAAUGUGCAAGAUGUAUCUUGCCCUGUAACUGUUUGUGGUGAUGUACAUGGGCAGUUUCAUGAUUUAAUGGAAUUAUUUAGAAUAGGUGGUAACUCACCUGAUACAAAUUAUUUAUUUAUGGGUGAUUAUGUUGAUAGAGGAUACUAUUCAGUGGAGAGUGUUUCUUUAUUAGUAGCAUUAAAAGUUAGACAUAAAAAUAGAAUAACCAUUUUGAGAGGAAAUCACGAGAGUAGACAAAUCACACAAGUUUAUGGUUUCUAUGAUGAAUGUCUUCGAAAAUAUGGGAAUGCUAGUGUUUGGAAAUAUUUUACAGAUCUCUUUGACUAUUUACCAUUAACAGCAUUGGUUGAUGGACAGAUAUUUUGUUUACAUGGAGGAUUAUCACCAUCUAUUGAUACCUUAGAUAAUGUACGUUCUAUUGAUAGAAUACAAGAAGUCCCUCAUGAAGGGCCAAUGUGCGACUUAUUAUGGUCAGACCCUGAUGACAGAGGAGGGUGGGGUAUAUCACCUCGGGGUGCUGGUUAUACUUUUGGUCAAGAUAUUAGUGAGACAUUCAAUCACACAAAUGGGUUAACAUUGAUUUCCCGUGCUCAUCAAUUGGUUAUGGAGGGUUAUAAUUGGUGCCACGAUAAAAAUGUAGUCACUAUCUUUAGCGCCCCCAAUUACUGUUACAGAUGUGGUAAUCAAGCAGCUAUUAUGGAAUUGGACGAUUUACUAAAUUACUCCUUCUUGCAAUUCGACCCAGCUUCAAGAAGAGGCGAACCACAUGUUACCAGAAGAACACCAGAUUACUUUUUAUAAAAAUGUGGCGAACAUAAAAAGAGUGCAAAAAAAUGGAAUAUGCUGAUUUAAAUAUAAAAAAAAAAUUAUUACCCCAUCCCCCAUUUUAUACUAUUUCCAAAUGGAUAGAUUAUUGUUUAAAAAGUGAAAAUUUAAUUAUCUAUGAGAUCAUAAACGAUACUAGCAUUAUCUAUCAUAUAAAUAUUUAAAUGUUCUCAUAUUCAAAAAGCAGUGUAAUAUAUUUAAAUGCUUUCUUUGCACACAAUAUUUACGACAUUGUAAGUAACAGUCAAUACUAAAAAAUAGGUUUAAGAUGAUAUUGUAUUUUUCUUGGUGUUUUGUUCAACCUAUGUAUAUUAUAUAUAUUUUUUUAUUAAGUAAUUUAAUGUAUUUAUUUUCCUAUAUAUACCCCUACAUAAUGUAAAAUCGAUUUUCUUGUUCAUGUUUAAGAAAGUUAAUACAAAAAAUGUUUUAUAUUACAAUAAAGGCCUUUUUUUUAAAAAAAUAUACAAUAUAAUAUGUAUGAUCAAAUUUAUCAUAUACUUAUAAAUAUUUAAAUCCAAUCAAUAAACCCAAUAAGUAAAUUUGUGUUUCUUUAUUUUUUAUCAAUCGCUUUAAAUAUGUUUUUUGUAAAAAAAUACGGCUCAGUAAAAAGAAUGUAGAUACCUACAUGUACAAUGUAAAACAUAAUAUGAAAAAAAACGAAAUAAAUUA
Molecule: messenger RNA, 1675 nt
Organism: Gordionus sp. m RMFG-2023
Lineage: Eukaryota; Metazoa; Nematomorpha; Gordioida; Chordodea; Parachordodidae
Product: serine/threonine-protein phosphatase 2A catalytic subunit beta isoform
Exons: 7
Coding region: 47-982 (311 amino acids)
Biological process (GO): mitotic cell cycle
Cellular component (GO): cytosol
Molecular function (GO): protein serine/threonine phosphatase activity
Source: RefSeq, a predicted model, not a curated record